Aspergillus welwitschiae is the source of this 666-nucleotide messenger RNA. RefSeq lists its product as uncharacterized. The coding region runs from base 37 to 465 and encodes 142 amino acids. The record is from RefSeq and is a predicted model, not a curated record. The transcript is spliced from 2 exons. NCBI's taxonomy places the organism in Eukaryota, Fungi, Ascomycota, Eurotiomycetes, Eurotiales, Aspergillaceae.
CAUUCAGUGCUUUCACAACAUCAGAAUACAUGCCAAAUGGACUCAGAUCAGACAGUUACCGUUGCUUUUGAUAUAGAAAGCUCGAGGCUUGUUCAACUCGCACCACCUCCACAAGCUCCCCCUAGAUGCCCACGAUGUCGUAGGACUGGCGUUGAGCAAACCACUCGGCCAUCCAAUAGGAAAGGAAAUGCUGGGCGGGUUUAUUACAAAUGUCAGCCUUGCAAUAAGUUUCUUUGCUUCAUCGACCACCGUGGGAAUGAUCCUUCCAAUCCACCCUGUCACUGUGGGGUUUCGAGCAAAACUCAGAUGGCAGGCCCUGAGAAACGUAUCUCACGGGGGCUACACUAUGUCUGCAGGCUAGGGUGCUGUGAUUUCUAUCAACCAUACAGGAAUGGCCAAGGGCAGCACCUCACUGUUUCUUCCGAUGAUCUUGCCGAGCAUUUGAUCAAGCUUCGUAUCGUAUAAGACGUAUUUGAAGACUGUUUGAUGAAGGUCAUCAAUAUCAUGUUUCAAUCUUUUUCGGAAAGAGAUGAUUGCCGUGUUUCCCCGAGGUUUUUCUAUAAUGUCUCUUUGUCAAAAUAUAUAAGCAUACAUAUAUCUCACAUUACACUCAAUGAAUAACGAAAGGAAGAGAACAGAAUCAUGCAUUCUAUAUGUAGUUACCGC